Molecule: messenger RNA, 2475 nt
Organism: Nematostella vectensis (starlet sea anemone)
Lineage: Eukaryota; Metazoa; Cnidaria; Anthozoa; Actiniaria; Edwardsiidae
Product: piggyBac transposable element-derived protein 4-like
Exons: 1
Coding region: 194-2209 (671 amino acids)
Source: RefSeq, a predicted model, not a curated record
CCACGUUGUCAUAUAAUUAGGGAGUUCUGUGGUACCCAUUUGCCGUGAAUUAGAACUUUUAGGGGCCUGGGCACUAAAAUAUGUAAGAGGAAGCCAUUUUCUUUUGAGACAUUCAAAGAUCAUCGAUUUCUCGUGUUUUGGAGUGAUAUUUUUCAAUUUUUCGACCUGAUGUUUACAGCUGGGGUAUUUAAAAAUGGCGUCAGUUAGAGUGAGAAGAAAUCGGCAGCGAAAUCUAACGGUAGAUGAAGUUUUAUCGAGUGUUUUUGACGAAAACACAACAGAUUUGGACUCUUCUGACUCGGAGGAUGGCGAAGAUGAAUUACCAACGUUAUUCCCGGCAAUUCCAGCCGAUCUAGAAGACGAUUCUGUCGAAAGUGUAAGCUCUUAUGAGGACUCCAGCAGCUCUUCGAGUGAUUCAGAGUUUGAUCGACGUCAAAGUGUGACAAAUCAGCGACAAGAGAAAGCGAGAAAUCUUCGUGAAUGUUCACAAAAUGCUCGAAGAACUAUUCGAGGGGUUCGCAGAGGAAGAGGUGCCAGGCGAGGCAGAGCAAUUUCAGUUCAACAAAGGAGAGAAAUCCAAGAUGGCGGCCGUCAACAAUAUAUUUGGUCGAAAGAGGUCAACAGAAGAAUUUUAAAACCGUUUACAAAUGCUGUUGGGCUGGCAAAUAGAGGACAGAGGAGGGAGAAAUCUGCUCUUGAGUAUUUUGAAUUAUUUUUUGACCAAGAGGUUUGGGAUUGCCUCGUCACUAUGACCAACCUGAAUGCAGAGAGGAAGGGAGCCAAGGGUACUAGUGGUGGACAAUGGAAACCAAUAACACAGGAUGAAAUGAAGGCCUUUUUUGGCUUGAACAUUGCUAUGGGAAUUGUUAAACUUCCUGAGGCAAAAAUGUAUUGGCAGAAGAAAAUAUGGCUCUUGACUGUUCCCUCAUUCAGUCAAGUCAUGUCUCGUAACAGAUUCUUUCAGAUUCUACAGUACAUUCAUGUCUCAGAUGACUCCAACAUUGUGCCUUCUGCGCAACCUGGUUAUGAUAAAUUGCAUAAAAUCAAGCCACUUUUGAAUCUUCUUUUCCCUAAAUUUGAAAAUGCCUACAAUCUGCACAAAAACAUUUCAAUUGAUGAGUGCAUGAUUCCAUGGAGAGGACGUUUAUCAUUUCGCCAGUUUAUUGCGAACAAACCUGUCCGGUUUGGUAUCAAGGUUUGGGUGCUAGCCGAUUCUGAAUCAAAGUAUGUCUACCGACAGCAACUGUACAUUGGAAAGAAUCCUGGGGAAAGAGCUGAGGUUGGACUGGCAGCAAGGGUUGUAAAAGAGCUGUGUUCAGGCCUUGAAGGUAUGGGACAUCACCUCUAUACUGACAACUAUUAUACCAGUGUUGAACUCUAUCAGUUCUUGUUUGACAACCAAAUAUAUGCAUGUGGAACAAUAAAGGGAAACAGAAAAAACUUUGCAAAGGAGGUUCUAUUUGAGAAUACAAGAGGACUUGCUAGGGGUAGUAGUAAGUGGCUUAUGUGUGGACCUCUUCUGGCAGUGGGGUGGCUUGACAACAAGGCUGUAUAUUUUUUAUCUACAAUUCACCCCCCUGAGUUUCCAGUUCGUGCUCCAGUCCAUGCAAGAAAUGUCAAAAGAAGAGGUGCAGGUGAAGGAGGACAAAGUGGCGAUAUUCCUUGCCCACCCCUUCUCAAAGAUUAUAAUGCCUAUAUGGGGGGUGUGGACCAGUCUGACCAGAUGCUUAGGUACUAUACAUGUAUCAGAAAGACGGUGAAAUGGUACCGUCGUGUACUGUUUCAUGAAGUAGAGGUGGCAAUCCACAAUGCUUUUGUGUUAGAGUGUGAGGAUAGAGAGGGUACACCUAGACCAAUCAGAACCUCUCUGGAGUUCAGAGAAGAGCUUGCUGAGAACUUGAUUGGCAACAUGCGGGUUGCCCAUAAUGCUGCCCAGAGACCCCCCAGAAAUGAGGAGCUAAGACUGACUGAUGUUGGUUUGCAUUUGCCUGAAAUGCGUCAGGAUAAGGGUAACUGUGCUGUUUGUAGUAAGAAAAUAAGAAAAACCCACUCUGACAGGUAUAAGGAUGUGCCAUUGGCCAGAAGACCCAAGGUUCCCUACGUGCCACGCCCUAGCAUCUAUUGCAAUGUGUGUAAUGUCUUCCUCUGCUUGCAGAAAGAUCAAAACUGUUGGAAAGAUUUCCAUACAAAAGUGGAGUACUGGCGAUAGACUAUGUUUUUAGGUGUUUUUGCAUUGACAUUUUCUAGUUUUUAUGAAAUUAUAUGUUAUGUGUCUAAAGAUAAAAUAUUGAUUUUUAGUAUGAUAUUUUUUGAUAAAUUCUUAUUUUGUAAAUUCAAUUUCCAUCAAACCAAUGUACUGAGUACUGAAAUAUCUAAUUUAAAGUAAAGAACAACAUUUAAGCUUUAAUUUCAUAUAUAACAUAAAGUACAUUUCAAAGUCUGGGUUGUCCCAAUAAAUAUUCUUUCGUUAUCACA